This is a messenger RNA of Botrytis byssoidea, 1872 nucleotides long. RefSeq lists its product as uncharacterized. The record is from RefSeq and is a predicted model, not a curated record. Lineage: Eukaryota; Fungi; Ascomycota; Leotiomycetes; Helotiales; Sclerotiniaceae. Gene Ontology annotation, molecular function: protein binding. Bases 1 to 1872 code for a protein of 623 amino acids. The transcript is spliced from 5 exons.
AUGCCGACCAAGAGGAAGAAGAACGUUUCUCAACGCUCUACUCAAUCAAUACUUCCCUAUACCGUAUCCAAGAGGAAGAAGGACGAAUCGUUCGAAGUCUCUCGAUCCAAGCGAGCCAAGGCCUAUUUAGUAGUUUCGGAUAGCGACGAUUCCUCCUCGGUAGAAAACGACGAUGACGAUGACAACAAGUCUUCCCAGAUCGGCGCACUCGAUAGUAGUGUUACUGCUUGGAGUGAUGAGGAUGAUGACGACUCCGAUACUGGAUCGGUUAUUGUCGUUGACUCAGGUCCUAUUGCAAUGGCUGCUGCAACAGUUGCUGCUCCAAAUACUAACCUUGACAAGUUGUUUAAGGAAGUUAUCCCAACAGAGGUACACCAAAAUAUCGUCAAGUUCUUGUCCCACGAUCGAGACAUCAUACGAUACUCUCAGAUCUGUCGAAACACUCGCAGUGCUAUGUCGGAUAGUGUCUGGCGUUAUCGAUUUCUGGAGAAAUUUGAUGCGGUACCCGAUGCGCCCGUAGAGCUUUUGAGGGAGAAGUAUCAGGUCAGACACACGACCACCAAACUCUACACUAAGUUCGAAUUCAACAAGUACAGGUACCUUCCUACUGCAGAUAUCGCACGAAUCGAAAAGGCACAAGAAAAGGUCCUUGAUAUGCUCCAGAAUCUUAUAAUUGAAUCCGAUGCCUACAAAAGUUAUGACGACAACGGCGAUGAGAUGAUUGUAAGUCGCAAUAUCGAUUACAUUAGACAAUAUGUUGAAGGAUCCUUCGUCUCGGGCACAACUCAUGCUGGAGAUAUCAUUGAUAUCAUUGAUUCCAUUGCGAAAACUCGUAAUGAGUGGAAUCUGAAAGCGAUUUGUUCAGUUGAUAGUAAUGCCAACACCCGAGUGUUGUUGAUUCAACUAUGCUUGACAUCCAUUUCUUGGGAUCCAAGAUAUUGCACAAAUACAAUCUCUCAGUUCGACUUGUCCCAGUUGGAGGUUUACGCACCACCAGCGAGACAACCAUUGUUUCUCGGGAAAUGGAAGGGUGAUCUCAACGUCCGUUGGUGUUUACAUGUGGCGAAUUUCUUCAAGUUUCACCUCAAAGCUGGAAAGGGUGAAGGACUUCUCGCUCAUGCCUAUGCCGAACUUGAACAAAGUCAAUUACCACAACCAUGGUUGGGUCGAUUGAAGUCAGGAACACAAAGGCUAGGAAGCCAUUGGAAAGGGGCCUAUUUUUAUGUCAAUCCUGAUGAAUUGGCAAGAAUGAGACAAGCUGGAGAAGAAACUGACGAUGGUCCUUACUCGGAUGAACUAGAUGGUGGGGAGUCAUUUCAGGAUAUAUCUCUAUUUUUCGACGACCAGAUUUUCGGAGAGAAACAAUGGCCCAAGUCAUGGGAAACAAUCCUUCAUAGUGAUCCAUUCUCUAAUGCUACCCCUGAGCCCACUCCUCAACGUCGUGCCUCGAGACGCGCUACUCGAUCGAAAAAAGACAUCAAGAAACCAAGAGAAAACCCUAAUCCAGGUGUGAAGUACUUCUAUGGUUCUUCACAUGACUCUUCCUCGACUGCUCAUUUCUAUGGAGCUGUACAUGGGAUUCCUCCACAACAUGGGAUUCCCGGCUUUCAAAGAAUUACCAUCAUGAAGUUUUUCCCAGAUCAGAAUGGAUUCCAUGAUCCAGGGCAGUCUUGGGGCUAUGAAGGUUGUGUUUUACCUGGUGGUCGCAUCAUUGUUGGUCGAUGGCUCGAUGCGCAAUCUCAUUCUUCUAGGAAUGUCAUGUCAGGACCAUUCGUUUUCUGGAAUACUGAUGAGAGUGAUGCAGCAGAGCCCAUUGAUGGCGAGGAAGCUUUGAAAUUUCUCAAACUCUUGAAGCUCUACAACCAUUGUUAG